Papilio polytes (common Mormon) is the source of this 2547-nucleotide messenger RNA. It is a transcript of the gene Cht7, whose product is annotated as probable chitinase 3. The coding region runs from base 277 to 2532 and encodes 751 amino acids. Gene Ontology annotation, biological process: carbohydrate metabolic process; chitin catabolic process. Gene Ontology annotation, molecular function: hydrolase activity, hydrolyzing O-glycosyl compounds; chitin binding. Gene Ontology annotation, cellular component: extracellular region. The transcript is spliced from 15 exons. NCBI's taxonomy places the organism in Eukaryota, Metazoa, Arthropoda, Insecta, Lepidoptera, Papilionidae. The record is from RefSeq and is a predicted model, not a curated record.
ACAGCGCACUUUCGGCCACAAUUCAGUCCGCAAGCGUCUCUCCCUCGUGACAGACGACAGGACAGACAUGUUUUCUGUGUAGCGACAAAAUUGUAUCGACAUUUCGAAUAGUUUGUAUGACGUGGUGAUAUUUCCAACGACUUGGUGGUAUCGUGUCGUUUGUGCCCGACUGUACUUUGUGUACUCUUGUACGCGACUGUACUUUGUGUACUCUUGUGCGAAUUCAGUGGUACUGGAGAAUAAGUUACAAGUGCGUUUUUGCGGGAAACUGAGAAAAUGUGGCCGCCGAGAUUGGUCAGAUGGACAGUUACUGUCCUCCUGAUUGUAGCUGUGAUAACACCCACCUCAGAUUCUACAAAUGUCCGUAGAAGACUUCGGAAACCUAGCAAAGUGUCAACAUCAUCAACCAGCGUAUCAAGGUCUACAGAUCAGAUGAUAUCAGCAAGUGUCAACAGGCCUAAGAUACGUGGUCGACCGAUACUAGCGAGUCGAAAGUCAACGGCAGCUCUAGACAAUUCCGUCAGUACUGAUGAACAUAAGAACAAAGAUGGAUACAAGAUCGUGUGUUACUACACAAAUUGGUCUCAGUAUCGUACAAAAAUCGGAAAAUACGUACCAGAAGAUAUCCACCCCGAUCUCUGUACACACGUUAUCUUCGCCUUCGGAUGGCUUAAGAAGGGAAAACUCAGCUCCUUUGAGUCCAACGAUGAGACGAAAGAUGGAAAGACAGGACUUUACGAUAGAAUUAACGCAUUGAAGAAAGCUAAUCCUAAAUUGAAGACAUUACUCGCUAUUGGUGGCUGGUCAUUUGGUACGCAGAAGUUCAAAGAAAUGUCAGCGACUAGGUACGCGCGUCAAACCUUCAUAUACUCGGCUAUACCGUACCUCCGCGACAGGAACUUCGACGGUCUCGACAUCGAUUGGGAGUAUCCUAAAGGAGGAGAUGACAAGAAGAACUACGUGCUGCUUUUAAAAGAACUGAGAGAAGCAUUCGAAGCAGAAGCUCAAGAAGUAAAGAAGCCGCGUCUCCUGCUCACCGCAGCUGUACCUGUUGGUCCUGACAACAUCAAGAGUGGUUAUGAUGUGCCUGCUGUUGCUAGCUACCUGGACUUUAUCAACGUGAUGGCGUACGAUUUCCACGGCAAGUGGGAGCGGGAGACCGGACACAACGCGCCGCUCUACGCACCCUCCUCAGACUCUGAGUGGCGCAAACAGCUCUCAGUGGACCACGCAGCACAUCUCUGGGUGAAACUGGGAGCUCCUAAAGAGAAGCUUAUCAUAGGUAUGCCGACGUACGGACGAACCUUCACUCUCUCCAACACUAACAACUUCAAAGUGAAUUCCCCGGCGAGUGGGGGGGGCAAGGCGGGCGAGUACACAAAGGAGAGCGGCUUCCUCGCUUAUUAUGAGGUUUGUGAAAUGCUACGUAAUGGUGCCGCGUAUGUCUGGGAUGAUGAGAUGAAGGUGCCGUAUGCUAUCCAUGGUGAUCAAUGGGUCGGCUUCGAUGAUGAAAAGUCAAUCAGAAUUAAGAUGAGAUGGAUCAAAGACAACGGUUUCGGAGGCGCAAUGGUGUGGACUGUGGAUAUGGACGACUUCAGCGGAGAUGUCUGUGGCAAUGACGUCAAAUAUCCACUUAUUGGUGCUAUGCGUGAGGAACUUCGUGGUAUCUCUCGAGGUAAAGACGCGAAAGACGUUGAUUGGUCUACUGUCGCUGAGAGUGUUGUUAUCGACGUCACAGAGAAACCUCAGCCGAUAAAAAUCAGCUUAAGUGAUGUACUUAGCAAAGUUAAGAAACCCACCAAGACUAUUAUUGUCAAGAAUGCUAACUCACCACUCGCUGAUAAGAACAAACGUGAAGCUCAAGUUCUCUGUUACUUGACAUCCUGGUCAUCGAAGAGACCAAGCGGAGGCAGAUUCAUGCCAGAAAACGUUGACGCCAAUCUUUGCACGCACGUCAUCUUCGCGUUUGCUACUCUCAAAGACCACAAACUAGCGGAAGCCGAUGAAAAAGACGCUGAUAUGUACGACAAAGUUGUUGCGCUUAGAGAAAAGAACCCUAACUUGAAGAUCCUUCUAGCUAUUGGUGGCUGGGCGUUCGGCUCGACCCCCUUCAAAGAGCUCACAUCUAACGUAUUCCGUAUGAACCAGUUCGUCUACGAAGCUAUCGAAUUCCUCAGAGAUUACCAGUUUAAUGGACUUGAUGUCGAUUGGGAGUAUCCGAGAGGAGCUGAUGACAGAGCUGCUUUCGUCUCCUUACUUAAAGAACUUCGACUGGCUUUCGAAGGAGAAGCUAAAACUUCAGGACAACCGAGAUUAUUGCUGACAGCCGCUGUGCCAGCCUCAUUCGAAGCUAUAGCCGCUGGAUACGAUGUGCCAGAGAUAUCCAAAUAUCUGGACUUUAUCAACGUGAUGACGUACGACUUCCACGGUCAGUGGGAACGGCAGGUAGGACACAACAGUCCUCUAUUCCCUCUAGAAAGUGCUACCAGCUAUCAGAAGAAACUGACUGUGGUAAGUUCAUAUAAAAACUAACUACAUAACUUUCAG